Spinacia oleracea (spinach) is the source of this 1805-nucleotide messenger RNA. RefSeq names its product CBL-interacting serine/threonine-protein kinase 25. Bases 293 to 1639 code for a protein of 448 amino acids. The transcript has a single exon. Gene Ontology annotation, biological process: protein phosphorylation; signal transduction. Gene Ontology annotation, molecular function: ATP binding; protein serine/threonine kinase activity. NCBI's taxonomy places the organism in Eukaryota, Viridiplantae, Streptophyta, Magnoliopsida, Caryophyllales, Amaranthaceae. The record is from RefSeq and is a predicted model, not a curated record.
ACAGAGGAAAACAGAUUACUAUGAUUGAAACCCUUUACAUCAAAUCCAUAAAUAAUUACUAAAAUACAGCAAAUCAUUGAUUCGUAUACUACUUGAAUUCUUCCUUUGUAAUAAAUUAAUCCCAAACAAUAUCCCUAAUUAUCUUCUAACAUUGUCAUUAUUAUUUUCCACUCCUCCAUUUCAAUUCUUGUGUUUUCUUUUCUUUCACCUGAAAAAACAGGGGAAAACAGAGUGCUCCUGUUUCAUAUGAUACAGGACACACUGCUUUCCCUCUCCUAAAAUCCUCUUCAACAUGGAAGGUAGAAUUCUAUUUGGCAAAUAUGAGAUCGGACAUCUUUUAGGCGAGGGUAAUUUCGGAAAAGUAUACAAAGGAAAAAACCUCACAACAGAAGAAAUAGUUGCCAUAAAGAUGAUGAACAAAGAAGAGGUGAAGAAACAUGGUAUGAUAGAGCAAGUGAAGAAGGAGAUAUCCCUUAUGAGGCUUGUUAAGCACCCGAACAUCGUUGAGCUUAAAGAAGUCAUGGCUACAAAGACAAAGAUAUAUUUAGUAAUGGAGUAUGUUGGUGGGGGUGACUUGUACACCAAGAUUGUCAAACAAGGUAGGUUUGAAGAGAAUCUUGCUAGGAAGUAUUUUCAGCAGGUUAUUACAGCUGUUGAUUUCUGCCAUAGUCGCGGUGUUUGUCACCGCGAUCUUAAGCUUGAGAACAUUAUGUUGGACUCAAAUGGUGAUAAUGUCAAGAUUUGUGAUUUUGGGUUGGCUACAUUUCUUGUUGGGAAAGAAGAGAAUAAUAAUAAUAAUAAUAAUAAUAAUGUUGAUGUUCUUUUAUACACUGCUUGUGGUGCAUUUGCUUAUAUGGCACCGGAGAUUAUUCGAGGUGAGAGAUAUGAUGGUAAAAUGGCUGAUAUUUGGUCAUGUGGUGUGAUUUUGUACACUUUACUUGCUGGUUAUCCACCUUUCCAAGAUGAGAGUCGAACCAAAAUGUUGAGGAAGAUUAGGGUUGGUAAGUAUGAGUUUCCCUUGGGAUUUCCUAAAGAAGUUGAGGAUUUGGUUAAGAAGAUUUUGGUACGUAAUCCAAGUGAAAGGAUUAUAAUGUCAGAAAUAAUGACAAGUCCUUGGUUUAAGAAGGGAUUAAUAUAUGAAGGUGAUUUAUAUUCGAGUUUGUUUUGUUCUUCCCCUGAUCAAUCUCCUUUCAAUGCAUUUGAUUUUAUGUUGUCUAUGGCUUCGGGUUUAGACUUGUCCGGUUUGUUUGAGAGUCAUAAAAGGAAACUCGGGACAUUGUUCGUGACAAAGUGUUCGAUUAAGGAAGUGAUGAAGAAGGUGGAGAAGAUGGCGGAAGGGUUGAAGUAUGAAGCAAGAAAAGAGAAAGAGUCAAGGGUGGUGUUGCAAGGCGGAGAAGUGGGUAGGAGAGGGAGGUUGGUGGUGAGUGUAGAGGUGUUUGAGGUGGUGUCGCCGGUGGUUAAGGUGGUGGAGUUUUCGAAGAGGGGAGGGGACUUUAUUGAGUAUUUGAAGUUGAUGGAGGAAGAGGUAAGGCCGGCAAUGAAGGACGUGGUUUGGAAAUGGCAAGGAGAUUGGUCUCUUAGGAGGAAUAAUAAUGGUGAUGAGGAUGAAAGUUUCCCUUGGUGGAACUUGUGUUAUUAGUUUUGUAAGACUACAACUUUCAUCUUAAUUGCUAAGAUUGUCAAGUUGUGUUUAAGUUACAUUUGAGUUUGAAUUUGUGUAGAUAAUAUAGUUUAGCGAAAUAUGGAAAUCUUAAUUUUUUGUACGAUAAAAAAAAAUUAUAUGCAAUGUUAAUAUUUCAUAGCCA